Adineta steineri is the source of this 957-nucleotide messenger RNA. NCBI's taxonomy places the organism in Eukaryota, Metazoa, Rotifera, Eurotatoria, Adinetida, Adinetidae. The record is from the annotation of a GenBank genome assembly.
AUGGCAACUAUAUCAAAAGACAGUCUAGCACAAUUUUGGCUUAAUACAUUUCCAAUAUGUGAUAAUUAUGAAUAUUUAUCAUUUUCGGAUACGACAAUAGCUUCAAAUCUCUUAAAAUUUACAUCCGAAAAAAAUGAAGAAAAGAAAAUCUUUGAGAUUAUUCAUGGAUAUAUUCGAGAAACAAAAACGAAGAAUAUUACUAAGAUAAUAGAAGAUAAGAAAACAUCACCGAAACGACGACGAUCAACAAAAAAUAAUUUAAUAAAUAUUGAUGCUACUCGAUUACGAUUUACUAUUAAUAUUGAAGUUAUAGAAAAUUUAGAUUACGAAGAAGAAAUUACAACUACAAUUGAGACGAAAAUUGAAGAUCGUACAAUAGAAAAUUUGACUUCGCUUCUCAAUGAAACAAAUUCUGAUAUAAUUUCGAAACGUUUUCAAACAUUAAUCUAUUCAUGGUUUAUUGAUGUUUCAUUUAAUAUUUCCAAUGAUUAUUUUUCUAUCUUAGUUGAAUUAAUGAAUAAAUAUUCGGAAGAAUUUCUUCGUCAUUGUUUCGUUCCUUGGAUAAGAAAUAUUUCAACAGAUAAUAUUAAUUUAUUUUAUUCAAAUUUAUUUACACAAUUAACAAAUUUAUCUGAUCGUUGUAAAUUAUGUAGUUAUUUAUGUGAAAAUAGUACAUGUGCAUUUAAUGAUAAUGAAUUAUGUAUAAUAAGUAAAUGGUUUGAUAGUAAAGAGUUUUAUUUUUCCAAUGAUUUAUUAAAUAAUUUACCUGAAAAAGUUGCAACAUCAGCAAAGAUAUAUUCAGAUAAUUUACCAUUUGCUAAAGUUCUUCAUAAAAUUUUAAUAAAAUGUACAGAAAAUAAUGAAAUUAUCAAUACUGAACAACGUUUAAUACUUAAACAAGCUAUUACAAUAAAUACAACUAUACUUAGUGAUAUUCUUAUGGAUUUACUUGAUUGA